CACUAACCAAACUGUCCUGCAAGCCGGCGUCUUUUUUUUCAUGUUCCAAACAAACCACUGCCAAGGUGAUAGACAAAGCAUUUAAAGAAACAAUCUGCAAUCGGCAGAUUGAGAAAAUUGUACUAUAGCUGAAUGUUUUGGUAGACUGAGUGGCCAAGAUGUGCCCCGAACUUUUAUUUUUCGCCGUGGGACUGGCGUUUUGCCAUGGAAGUGCGAUCAUGGCUGCACAAGAAACGGAUACGGUUUACCUGUCACCGGGAACAUCCAUUGAUAUGGCAGCCAAUUUAUAUGGGUCCAAGACGCUUCGAACCUACUGCUACCCUGGCGAAAAGAACUCGGUACUGGGCCUGUUCGAAACUGUUGAAUUUGUGCUGAACAUCGCCAACGACGAAUACACAGAAUAUGGCGGCAAGUCCCCAGAGGAAGUCCUUGAGCACUACAACGAGCAGAAGUCGCUGUUUAGCUUGACCCUGUUCUCUCAGAAGCGAAAGAAGAUUCCAUUGGCCCCGUACGAGCAGCAGUGCAUAGGCGUGGCCUCGAGGGAGCCGUAUAAUGUAACCCUAUACUACCGUCAAGUGGACUUGAUGCGCUUGCUGCAGCUAAGUAUUGGAAUUUUGAUCUUCUGGAGCAGCCGUCGUUUGGCCAAGAAUGCGGUAUUCUAUUACCUAGCUGGUGGUUCCAUGGGCAUCUUUGCCUCUAUUCUGAUCAUCAUUUUCCUGGCUUCGAAACUCUUUCCGCGGCGCCCGAUGAUGUACGGCGUUUUGAUUGGCGGCUGGACCAUUGGCUUUUAUGUAAUCAAGCAGCUGGUGGACAACAUGAGAGUGAUACUCCUCACCUACAGGGACUACGUGGUUUGGUAUUUGGUCAUAACAGGACUGAUCUCGUUUCUGAUUUGCUAUCGUUUUGGGCCACCAAAGAACCCCCGGUCACAGAACAUUAUCAUGUGGGUGCUUCAGGCCCUUGGCGGCGCUCUGAUAUACUUUAGCAGCUGGCACACCAGAGUUACGAUUUUCGUAAUGGUGGUGACUUUUGUGGCCCAUUACUUUCCCCCAUCGUGGAUCGCCUACGCUGUUAGGAUGUACCGACUUCGUUUUCCGCCCAAGAUGAGAUUCCUGACCCAGGAGGAAUACUACCAGCAAACCGUCAACGAGACGGCCAAGUCCCUUUCGGAGCUGCGCCAGUUUGUCAACAGUCCGGAAUGCAAACAGUGGAGCGUCAUUGCAAACCUUCGCAAUCCCAUGCGCUUCGCCUCGUUUGCCAAUGGAGCCCCGCACCUGUUUGACGAGGAGAUAGAUGACUACUCAAGGGCCAUCGAGGAGUCCAUGGAGCAGGUUGCCGAAGAGGAGGCGGAGGAGUUUGUCCAGUGCAGUAUGUACUAUCGGCCGCCGGCAGAGCGGCAUUCGUCCGAGAACCGGGAUCGCGACCGGGCGAGUGCUCAAAUGCCAAUCCACAGCCGACACUACGAGGCCCAGGCAAACGAUGAUAUCAGCACGGACGAGGAAGAGGACAACAACGAGUAUGUGGACCAAGACGACUCGGACUAAUCUAAGACACCAUUGGGCCCCCAAGAGAUGCGUGGGGCCGGUCCAUCUUUAACCGGGGGGCAAAAAUGCCAAAUACGUAAAACGUUAUAGACUCGUAGGGUAACAGGGACUUGCAGAGCUCACUGGCCGACCGACUGGAAGCUCUUCACCUACUUUCAUCCAGCAUCAACUCUCGAAAACGGCAGCAGGUCUGUUCAUCACUCUCAUAGUUGUACAUUUUAAACGGCACUUAAUCUGCACAACUAUACAACUCAUCAGACCCAAUGGCUUCACUUGAGGACUAAAACCAAUAUAAUUUUCGUUCAUUUUUCCGUUUGUUUUGUAAAAACUUUAUUGUUCCAUACAGUACUUAUCUCGAAAACUUAUUUUGACUUUAAGAUCUCUUUGACAAUUAAACCAUCAAAUCAUAAUUACAUCACUAAACGCAUAUUCCUGUAAUCCGUUCAAGUUCAUUUCAUUGUAAAUGUUUGUGUAAAACAAAAAAAAGAUUUAAACAACUAGUAGAAAUAAAUUAAAACUAUUUAAUA
Messenger RNA from Drosophila bipectinata, 2071 nucleotides. RefSeq names its product Nuclear envelope integral membrane protein (gene Nemp). Lineage: Eukaryota; Metazoa; Arthropoda; Insecta; Diptera; Drosophilidae. Gene Ontology annotation, cellular component: nuclear envelope. The record is from RefSeq and is a predicted model, not a curated record.